This is a messenger RNA of Symbiodinium sp. CCMP2592, 1032 nucleotides long. The record is from the annotation of a GenBank genome assembly. NCBI's taxonomy places the organism in Eukaryota, Dinophyceae, Suessiales, Symbiodiniaceae.
AUGGACGACGUGCAGCGGUACGUCUACCGAGCGUUGCGGUCAGAUGAGGACGUCAUGGCAGGGCUGAGGGCACGGGAUCCGGCUGCCAACCGCACCAUCUCGCAAGCUUUGGAAGAAGGCAAAAUGGCGAGUCAGUUCUUGCACGCGACCAUCUCACCAGAGGUGGCCCUGUUCUAUGCCAAGGCUUACUCCAAAACGUCGAAGCAGCAAAUCGUGGAGAUCGACUUGGAAGGCUUCCAUGGCCAAGUCGUUGAUGUCUCAGAUCCCCAUGCUUGCAACUGUCAUGACAUCCCGCGCUCUAGCAAGGCCUAUAAUUUUGCUACCAAGCACAAGGUCGUGAUGAUCAAAGGCUACAUCCGGCCAGAACGUCUGUCUAACAAAGUUUUUGACACCACAGAGUAUUUCCGGGACUACUCUGGCCGUCAGUCUUUGGACGAUUUCGUAUCAGCCUUGCCGGAAACGAUGCGAUUGGAGGUUACCCGCUACUGGAGACUCGACACCUUCAGCACCAGAUGCAGAAGGCCGAGAUCGAAGACGUCUCUGAGCCAAGCCGUGCAGGAGGACGAUGCAGCCCAGAAAUUGGUUCUAAAGAAGGCAUCAGACUGGCUAUCGCAAGAAAUAGAAAAGCUUGAAAAGCUUCGGGCGAGAAAGAAGGUAAUCGACGCACAGACCCGGGAGAUUUCAAAGAGGGCGGACAGAGAAGAAGCUCGCUUGAAAGAGGAAGCGCGAGUACAAAAGCUUGAGGAAGAAAGGCGGGAACGAGAGCGGCAAGAGGAAGAGCGUCUCAACAAGAAACGUCGGGAGGAGGAGAGGAGGGGGCCGAAAAUCCGUGCAAGGUGUCCGGAAAAGGAUCAUCUGUAUGACAACUUUGACAGGAAAGCUCUGCAGGUGGCUCUCGGGAAUGGAGGCUACAUCGCGAUUUGGGACCGUGCCAAGGUCCAUGCUUGGAGCAACGUCCCGAAAUCACUGGAAAACAAGCUCAAUGGUCGGGGCGGGGCUAUCAUCAGGCACACGCCACUAUGGUCGCACUGA